AUGGGUGGUCAUCAAGGAAAAGGCCUGAUCGGGCAAAGGGCAAGUCUACUUCUAUUGUCGGCCAUUCUCUCGGUGUCGACUGCUAUCCUUCCACAAGCGUCUGCAGAUGAUACUUCGGUUUCCCAUGAACAGACUCGCAAUCAGAAAGAUGAUGUCGACACAACUUCAAGUACCGCUUCUCACGUUCGGACUAUGAAGUCUAAAUCAAGACUUCCGGUUUGGGCAUACAAUCCACCUCCAGCGGGCCUCGAUCAUAAUCUUCACCAAGACAUAUUUGCGCAGGUACUGAGACUAGAACACACGCCACCUCCAGUGAAUGAUCCGUCUGAACUUGCAAAUGAGAUCUCCAAUGACGAUGAGGAUGACUACGACGACGACGACGACAACGACGAUGACGACCAACACAAUCCACACAUGACUGAUCCCAAUCAUCAGCCCGUUCCCACCAAAUGGCUCAUGCUUGGAUAUUCUAGGGUAGUUGACAUACCCACCUCGCCUACCUCGGUGACCAUGGGUUCCGCAGGCCAAGGGCAUUGCUGGUCCAGCUCUCCGCCAGCCGCGCUAUUGGACUCUGCAGUCAAGACCACGGGAGCGCCUUGCGAUACACUCCGAACAAGCCAGACGGACUGGAUGCAGAAGCCGUCAGCUCAAGUCCUUGGGGAUUUAAUCAUCUUCCUAACAUUUGUGAUUAUCACGCAGAGCGUCAUACAUCUGUGGCGAGGGUACUGCCGAGUAAGAGCGGCAAUAGCUGGAAGAGGCGAAUUGACUCUAGAGGGCGACGAGAAGCAGUUCCGUGCAUGUAACGAAGACAUCGAAUCAAGAUCUGAAAGUCGUCUGCUCAAUUAA
This is a messenger RNA of Endocarpon pusillum Z07020, 846 nucleotides long. RefSeq lists its product as uncharacterized. NCBI's taxonomy places the organism in Eukaryota, Fungi, Ascomycota, Eurotiomycetes, Verrucariales, Verrucariaceae. The transcript has a single exon. Bases 1 to 846 code for a protein of 281 amino acids. The record is from RefSeq and is a predicted model, not a curated record.